AUGCUUCCAAGUAAUACCAUCUUGGGGGUCUGUCUCAUAACUCAGUUAUGUGUUGGUGUCACAGGGAACUCAUUAUUGUUUAUUUUAUUCAUAUAUACUUUCUUCUUUAAGCCUCAUUUUAAGAAGUUGAUCGAUUCCAUUUCCAUGCACCUGACAAUAGUUAAUAUGCUGAUGAUCAUAUUCACGUUGCUAUCCCAUAUCAUGUCAUUCUUUGGAGUACCCAACUUUCUGAAUGAUGAUGGUUGUAGGGUAGUGUUAUUUAUAUUCAGAGUCAUGCGGGGUAUGUCCAUCAGUACCACUACUAUUCUGAGCACAUUUCAAGUCCUCACCAUCACUCCCAGUAAUUCUAGGUGGGCGUGGCUUAAGCCUAAACUCUCCAAGUUGACUUUGUCAUCCUUACUUUGCUCCUGGCUCAUUAACCUGCUCAUCUAAACAAAGAUGGUUCCAUUGGUAAUAGCCAAAACCAAUUCUACUCACUUUGGCAAUGGAUAUUUGGAUCCUUACUGUCAAAACAAGCACUUUGGGAAACAAAAUUUUGGGUCAUUUUUUUAUAUUAUAUUCACUCAUGAUCUCUUCUAUGUGGCCCUUAUGAUGUGGACCAGCCUUUACAUGGUAACUGUCCUCUACAGACACCGCAAGAGAGUCCAGCAUCUUCACAGCACAAGCCUCUCCAACCAGCCAUCUCCUGAACGCAGAGCCACUCACAACAUCUUGUUGCUGGUAAUCUGUUUUGUGCUCUUUUAUUGGUUGAACAAUUUCAUCACCCUUUCUGGUUUUUAUGUACAAGCAAAAAUUCCAAACUGGGAGGGAAUUAAUGCAAUUUUGGUAGCAUGCUACCCAACCAUCUGCCCUUUUUUACUAAUGAAGAAUAAUAAACUUGUUUUGCAAUUCACUUCCUCCUUUUCUGAAAAGAGGAUGACCUGCUUUCAAAGUGCACUCCGUGGCUGA
Messenger RNA from Cricetulus griseus (Chinese hamster), 948 nucleotides. Lineage: Eukaryota; Metazoa; Chordata; Mammalia; Rodentia; Cricetidae. The record is from RefSeq and is a predicted model, not a curated record.